Messenger RNA from Theobroma umbraticum, 1910 nucleotides. RefSeq names its product ENTH domain-containing protein C794.11c-like. Gene Ontology annotation, cellular component: clathrin vesicle coat; endosome; plasma membrane. NCBI's taxonomy places the organism in Eukaryota, Viridiplantae, Streptophyta, Magnoliopsida, Malvales, Malvaceae. The record is from RefSeq and is a predicted model, not a curated record. Gene Ontology annotation, molecular function: clathrin binding; phospholipid binding. Gene Ontology annotation, biological process: endocytosis.
CAAAUUUAUACAUGGAUCCUAGCUAUCGAUCAGAUGUUCAUACUUGCCAUGUCUCUUUAAUUUCCAUGCAAGUUGAGUAAUUGUUAACUUGGUGUUAUGUUCUUAGCUUUUUUAUCUUAUGGAAGAAAUGUUUACUGCCUAAAUUUGAACCUCAAAACUUUAAUCUCAGAAUAAGAUAUUAGUAAAUUUAUGAAUUCUAAAUGAAUAUCGAUGGCAUUGCAUUUGUUGAUAAAAGAGUUGAUGCACCCAACUUAGGUACUCAGAGUUGGGCUUUGGAAACAAAUUUAAUUAAAAUUCAUUUAAUUGAACAUGUCAAACUAUGCUAUUAGUGUCUCUUAUCUGUCAAAAUAGUGAAUUUAAUCUAUGUAUAAUAAUUUAUAAACAAAAAAUUUAUGUAUAAUAAUUUAUAAAAAAAAAUUAGUUGCUAUAUAUGUAGUUAGAACCUAAAAUAAGUAGGUAAUUAGGUGCAUAAUUAACUAACUUAAUAUCCAUAUAGAAAAUUAAGUAAUAACUGAACUUUAAAGAGUCGUAGCUCCAAUUUGUUGGUCAAGAACAAAGCAUUAGCUUGACAGUAAACAAAUCCUUUAAGGCAACUUCUUUUGGACCAGGCCAGGAAUCCUUAAGACAAAGCCUUCCCUCCUACCCCAAUUUUGCCUUCGAACUUUCUCCUUAUCAACCCUUCAACAGGUUGAUUUCGUCUUUAUAUGGCCAUGCAUUUUUUUAUCCGCUAAUUACAUAUGCAAAGCCUCUUUUCAGAGAGCAGUUGCUGACUCAUUGUUUUUUUGUUGCUGUAAUGGAGUUGUUGAACUCUUAAUAUGCUUAGCUAACGAUUUCCAAAGAAACUUCAUGCAGAAAUUCUUUCACAUUUAUCCUUAUCUUACAGGCUUGUUAAUCCUUCAUAUUCCAGACAUAAAACUGCUAGAUGGGUAGCCUUGUUUUCCAUGAAUUCAAAAGGCAAGCUUCUUUUUUCCUCAAGGAGAAGAUCAAGACUGCUAGAUUGGCUUUAACUAAUGUUACACCAGUAGAAUUAUUGACAGAAGAAGCCACAGAUGGAAACAUGCCAUCACCAGAUGCAUGCAGCAUGGGUGCAAUAUCAAGGGCUGCCUUUGAAGUUGAUGAUUACUGGAGAAUUGUUGAUAUUUUGCACAAGAGAUUGUCAAAGUUUGAUGCAAAGAACUGGCGUGCUUCUUACAAUGCUUUGGUUUUAUUGGAACAUCUGUUAACUCAUGGUCCUCUAAGGGUUGCUGAGGAGUUUCAGAAUCAUAGAGAUUCCAUCAAGGAAAUGGGAAACUUUCAAUAUGUUGAUGAGAAAGGGUUCAAUUGGGGCUUGAGUGUUAGGAAAUUAUCAGAGAAAAUCCUGAUGCAACUUGAAAAUGAGUUAUUUCUCAAAGAAGAGAGAGCAAGGGCUCGAAAACUAACAAUGGGGAUCAAAGGUUUUGGGAGCUUCAGCCACCUUUCCUCUUCAAAGGAUCAAAGGUUCAACUCGUUUAGCAACCAUGGAGGAUCUAGUUCUCAAGAGGACUGUUUCUUAGAGUUCAAAGAGAACUUGUCAUUCAAGGAAGGGGCAGGACUAACAGAACAAGAUUACAAUCAAAACAUGUUAGCUCCAGAGAAGUUGGAAAUCGAUGGAGAUGGAUUUGACAGGGAAAGGCAACAUCCAUUCUGUGAAGAUGAGCAAGAGACAGCAGAAUCAUUGCUUUCUUCAACUAUGUGAAAACAGGAUUUGAGGGAGUCUUUUAGUACAUGUUGACAACAAUGAUAGGCUAAUUAGUUUGGGUUUUUUUACUAAUUAGUGUUUAUGUUACGAGGGAUGUUUUAAAUGAUCUGAAAGUAAAAAAAAUCAAUAGAAAUAAUAAUACCAUGUGUAAAUAAUAUAUAUUUUAAAGGUAAAUAUUUCAUGUCUCAUUUUC